Messenger RNA from Symsagittifera roscoffensis, 2680 nucleotides. RefSeq names its product sodium-dependent neutral amino acid transporter B(0)AT3-like. NCBI's taxonomy places the organism in Eukaryota, Metazoa, Xenacoelomorpha, Acoela, Convolutidae. Gene Ontology annotation, biological process: sodium ion transmembrane transport. Gene Ontology annotation, cellular component: plasma membrane. The coding region runs from base 34 to 1944 and encodes 636 amino acids. The record is from RefSeq and is a predicted model, not a curated record. The transcript is spliced from 12 exons.
CUUAUUAAAUAGAUAACCACUGGAGCGUCGUUUAUGAUGCUAACUGAUGGCGUAAACUCGAAAAAGGAAGAGCUCAAUUUGUUGUCUCCAGUUGAAGUCGGCCAGGAUGCUCUUGACCUACAAUCACAACAGUAUCAGUCCACAACUUGCCUGAUUCAGCCGAAAGAGAGUCCAUUAGCUGAACAAAUUACUUCAGCUCCAUUGGCAGAGAAACAGCAGCCAGCAGAAGGACGCCAACAAUGGGACAACAAGUUUCAAUACAUGUUGGCCUGCGUUGCUUUCGCUGUUGGACUGGGAAACGUUUGGAGAUUCCCAUACUUGUGUCAGAAAAAUGGAGGAGGAGCCUUUUUGAUACCGUAUACAUUGAUGCUGAUCUUCGAGGGCAUUCCGUUGUUCAUCAUUGAACUCUCGGUUGGACAGCGACUGCGAAAAGGACCCUUACAAGUGUGGUGGGAAAUCAGCCCUUAUUUGGCAGGUCUCGGCAUCGCCUCUUGUAUCGUGUCCUUCCUCUGUGCCGUGUACUACAACACUGUAGUGUCUUGGUGUAUUCUUUACUUCUUUCGCAGCUUCUCCUACCCGUCGCCUUGGUCAACGUGUGAUGAAAAUAUCAAAGAGUGUCAGGUCUCUUCGCCUACUUCCUUCUACUGGUACAGAGAGACCCUCAAUAUUGCAGACAGUUUGGAGGAGCCUUUCUCCUAUGAGUGGAAAGUUGGCCUGGCUCUAGUCGUCACAUGGACCAUAGUCCUCCUCGCCACCAUCAAGGGCAUCAAGAGCUCAGGAAAAGUCAUUUACUUCACGGCCUUAUUUCCUUACGUGGUGUUGACGAUCUUCCUCAUACGGGCUCUCCUCCUCCCUAAUAUGUCAGACGGACUUGUGCACCUCUUCAAACCAGAUUUAUCGCACCUGCUAAAUGCGCGUGUGUGGCUAGACGCUGCUACCCAGAUAUUCUUCAGUCUGUCUCUGGCAUUCGGAGGUCUGAUUGCGAUGAGCAGCUACAUGCCAGAGAACAACAACUGCUACCAGGAUGCAAUUGUGGUUUCUCUCAUUAACUGCUUCACCUCAAUCUACGCUGCCAUUGUCAUUUUUGCCGUGAUUGGGUUCAAAGCCAACCAGGAUCUGGACAACUGCAUUGCAUCAAAUGUGGCAUCCAACUCUACUGAUCAUUGUCGAUUGGAGGACUUCCUCGCAAAGGGUGUGAGUGGGACUGGACUGACGUUCAUCACCUUCACAGAGGCCAUAGACCACUUUGGGUUCUUCUCACCCCUCUUCGCUGUCCUCUUCUUCCUCAUGCUCAUGUCCCUCGGCUUCGGUUCCCUCUUCGGAACUGUCCAAGGAGUGAUCACUUCACUGCAUGAUGCGAAGUUCCUCCGAAACAUGCCUAACGAGCUUAUCACUGUGGUGUUAUGUGUGUCGAGUUUGGUCUUGGCUCAAUUGUUCGCCCUAUCUUCUGGAGAUUAUCUUCUCCAAAUAUUUGACACGUGGGUUGGCACUGUGCCUCUUCUGGUGGUCGCUUUCUUCGAAGUGAUUGCCAUUUCAUACUUCUACGGAGUCCGCAGGUUCUCAGAGGACAUCUAUCUGAUGUGUGGGGAGAAGCCGAAUAUUCUGUUCAUGCUGUGCUGGAAGUACAUCUCGCCCUGUGUCAUGACUGUCAUUCUGCUGGGUUUCGUGUUCAAUGUGUCCAUGGAUGGAGUCACCUACUUCAGAUACGACAAGAACAUCGGCGAGGCAGUGGUAGCAGAUAUGCCAGGAUGGGCACUCUGCUUCUGUUUCUUCCUAACUUUCAUCUCUCUUAUCGCAAUCCCAGUGGCAGCUGUGUGGCACCACAUGCUUAAAUUACCAGCUGUCAUUCCCUCCUACUUCCCUGAGGAGGAACUGAAAGCACAAAACCCAAUUCCAGAUAACUUCAUGGGCUCACAAAUUGAACUGAUUCUCUUCUCCAAGUGAACAGCAUGAAACGAGUUGCCAAAGCAAAAUGACUUCUGAACGAAAAACAGAAAAAUGGACCAUCCAAAACAGUAAAGCAAGACUAAUUUUAUUGAGACAACAGGAUAAUGUUUCAAAGUAAAAAAAAUUAGACAUUGAAAAAAGAGGUCCGAUAUGUAAAGACUGAUUAUGCCGAAUAAGAAUAAUAGAGCUUAGCUGAUGACACCUUUCUAAAAUAUCGGUCUUCUGGUAUUGGGCUCCAAAUUAGAUGGCUAUUAAAUAGAAACUAUAUAAAUAUAAAAAUGACGAUUAUCACUUCCUUACCCUCGUAAUCACUUGACCCUCGUAAUCACAGUUUUGCAUACCUUUUGCUUUAAUAAAUUAGAAUUUCGCGAUUCAGUACAUCUAAUCAAUGUAUGCGUAAAUGUGCUAAACUUCACAUAUAUUUAUCCGAAUAUCUGUUUUGUUGUCUAUUUUAUUUUCUCCUUGACUUAAAUUGCGUAGAAGUAAUUUAACCCUCAGUCAGUCUUGAAAAGCUGCAUUGUAGAUCGCUUCCAUAUAUCUUAGACUCGAGUGCGUAUGUAUGAACUCAAAUGUAGAUACUAUCUGCUGUAAAUUUUAUUAAGAACGAUAUUCAUUCUGUAUAAUCUUGCAAUAAAACGGUAGAAAUAAACUUAAUUUAAUUCCUUGUAAAAACGUGUAGUCUUCUUGUUAUCCUUGUAUCCUAACUAGAUUAGAAUAAAUAUAUUCUAUGCUG